This is a messenger RNA of Colletotrichum destructivum, 837 nucleotides long. Its product is annotated as Putative chloroperoxidase. Lineage: Eukaryota; Fungi; Ascomycota; Sordariomycetes; Glomerellales; Glomerellaceae. Bases 1 to 837 code for a protein of 278 amino acids. Gene Ontology annotation, molecular function: peroxidase activity. The record is from RefSeq and is a predicted model, not a curated record. The transcript is spliced from 4 exons.
AUGAAGGCCUCUGCACCAUACGCCCUUUGGCUCGUCCCUUACGCCGCGGCGUUUCCCCACUACACAAACUUGGUAGCGCGUGCCGUUGAGCGUGCCCCGUCCGGUUAUGACCGCUUUAGUGCUACUGGUCUCGUUAAGAAGCAUUUCGAAUGGAAGCCCCCGGGACCAGACGACCUCCGCGCCCCGUGCCCUGUCAUGAACACCCUUGCCAAUCAUGACUUUGUUCCCCACAACGGCCGCAACAUCACCCGCGACGUCUUUAUCGAAGCAACCAACAAAGCGAUCAACCUCGACCCAGCCUUCGGCGGCUCCAUCUUCGACGAUGGUCUCAAAGUCAACCCCAUUCCUAACGCUACGUUCUUCGACCUGGACAUGCUCCACACCCAUGGCAUCAUCGAACACGACGGCAGCCUGUCCCGCAGAGACACCUUCUUCGACCCCACGAACCCCUUUGACCCAAAAACAUUCGACAACUACCUCAGCUACUUCGGCAAUGAUACCACCAUCAAUCCGACUUCCCAAGCAAACGCCCGGGCAAGACAAGCCCUCGACAUGAGCGUCUUGCAUCCCGAGUUCGAGAUCACCCAAGCCGAAGUCCCUGUCAUCAUGGGUGAGAACGCAAUGCUGCUCAGCAUCUUCGGCAGCCCCCUUGAGAAACCUGUCGCCAGACGCGACUGGAUCGAGUUCUUCUUCCGCAAUGAGAAGUUUCCGGUCAUGAUGGGAUGGACUCCCCCUGCCAUCGCCAUCAACAUACCUACCGCGAGCGCGCUGAUACAAGAAAUGAUCGGGCUGAGCCCUCCGGACGUCCCUCUAACUUUCAGCCCGAGCACUGUCUAG